Messenger RNA from Dovyalis caffra, 255 nucleotides. The record is from the annotation of a GenBank genome assembly. NCBI's taxonomy places the organism in Eukaryota, Viridiplantae, Streptophyta, Magnoliopsida, Malpighiales, Salicaceae.
AUGUCGCAAGAGAGAGGGUCCUCUUUCUUUGUCUCGGCCUCACAGCUCGUUUUGAAAGCGAAAGUGGGAGAUCACAAGUACAACCUCGCAAAAAAUGCAAGAGAAGGAUCUACCAGACGAAUAACUAACAAAUCAGAAGAGAAAGACAAAUUUGAGAGGACACGUGCAGUUCCUUUUACACCAGGUUUAGUGAAGAUUUCGGCUUUUUGGAUGGAAUUGAGAAAUGGAGAGGGACGGAUGAGGCAGAUGAGAUGA